Molecule: messenger RNA, 1503 nt
Organism: Vanrija pseudolonga
Lineage: Eukaryota; Fungi; Basidiomycota; Tremellomycetes; Trichosporonales; Trichosporonaceae
Product: Aspartic protease
Exons: 6
Coding region: 1-1503 (500 amino acids)
Biological process (GO): proteolysis
Molecular function (GO): aspartic-type endopeptidase activity
Source: RefSeq, a predicted model, not a curated record
AUGCACACCGGCGCAUGGGCUACGCUCCUGGCGGCCGCCGCUACAGUGGCCGUAGGCUCGCCCACGCCCGCACCACCCACGCCGACAGCCGACGACGACGCCAGCGCCGCGCUCCACCUCCCCAUCCGCUCCGUCCCACUGAACCCCGGGCAGCCUGGCCGACGUAACCUCCUCGGCGAGCUUGCGCACGUCAAGCGCAAGCAUCUCGCCAACCUGGCCGUCGAGGAGCGUGAGGUCGUCAAGCGCGACUUCCCCGAGCUCGAUGACGCUAGUCUCGAGAAACGCGGGGGUUCGCCGACCGCCGAGCUCACCAAUUGGGGACGAGACAGCAUGUACACGGCGCAAAUAACCAUUGGAACGCCGCCGCAGCAGUUCCAGGUGGAUCUUGACACGGGCUCGUCGGCACUGUAUGUGUACGACUCGUCGUGCUCGUCGACCGUUUGCAAGGCUGGCGUACCGCUCUUCCAGUCAUCGGCGUCGUCGUCGUACACUGGAUCCGUGUCGACGUACAAUGCGACUUAUGGGCUGGGGUAUGCGUUUGGCAACUGGGCGACGGAUACGGUGGCUCUCGCCGGCUCGAAUAUCACCAAGCAGGGUUUCAUCCAGGCGCAGAACACAGCCGACAUCUUCAACGGCACAAACGUGACGGGCAUUAUGGGCCUUGCGUGGUCCGGCUUGAGCCCAGGCAACCCGACGCCGUUCUGGCAGCAAGUCGCGCACGGCUGGACAGAUGGGCGUUUCGCUCUUUACCUCGGACGGAGAAGCGUCGCGGACUGGGCGAUUGUUGAGAGCAUGAACGGCUCGAACUCGAACCACGCUGUCGCCGGCGAGUUUUCUUUCGGCGGCGUCAACCCCGACAAGUACACUGGGGACAUCAACUACAUUUCCACGCCGCAGGACUACUGGCGUGUGGCCUUUGACGGCGCAGUGGUGAACGGCCAGCGCAUUGCCAACCCGGCCACGUCCAACAUGACGUUGAUCGACAGCGGCACAACGCUCGUCUACGGCCCGACAGCCAUCGUCAGCCAGAUCUACGCGGGCAUCAAGGGCGCGUACGCCUCCAAGGUGCCUCAGGAGAAGGGGUACUACAAGUUCCCCUGUGCCUCGGCCGCCAACGUGUCAUUCACUUUGGGCGGUGUAGACUACCCGAUCUUCAAGGACGAUCUUGUGUUCGACGUCGACCCGACGACCAAGGUGCCCGAGUGCUACGGUGCCAUUGUGGCGACCGACGACAUUGGAAAGGUCACGAACAAGCGUGCGCAGUGGAUCAUCGGCGACACGUUCCUGAAGAACGUGUACAGCGUAUACCAGUACACGCCUCCGGCAGUCGGCUUCGCGGCGCUUGCCCCUGGCCUGACCCCGUCCGCGCCGAGCGAUCUCACGCCGGUGCUGACUGCAGCCGCUGCGGUGCUCUCGGCGCAGGGGUACCACAGCGGCGCGGAGCGUGCCGGCGUCGCCGCUGGUGCCGUCGUGGCCUGCUUGAUCGCAUGGAGCAUCGUUUAG